Zingiber officinale is the source of this 504-nucleotide messenger RNA. RefSeq names its product probable protein phosphatase 2C 79. The record is from RefSeq and is a predicted model, not a curated record. The transcript is spliced from 2 exons. The coding region runs from base 1 to 504 and encodes 167 amino acids. Gene Ontology annotation, molecular function: carbohydrate binding. NCBI's taxonomy places the organism in Eukaryota, Viridiplantae, Streptophyta, Magnoliopsida, Zingiberales, Zingiberaceae.
AUGACGGUAGCAAGCCUCGUCGAAGUUGAUAUUGGUGGAGAACUUUUGACAAAAAGCAGUAAUCUUUCCGACGAUGGUUUGCUUCUCAUCCUCAGCAAAGGAGAAAAAUUGCAUUCUUGGAUUGAUUACGACGAAGAAUCGAAGAGAAUAGAGGUCAGGCUUUGCCAGGAUAAGGAUCCGAAGGAAGCAUCCCCUUCGAUCUCUCACUCUAUCGAUUUGUCUUACAUGUUGUGGAGGGAGGCGUCUUGGGUGGGUUUAUCUUCCUGGAGUGGCAAUUCUAGUCAUGGCAGUAGCAUAUACUCGUGGAAUUUUACAGAGAAGAGAUUUGUGACAGAGCAGGAGUCCAUGUCCAUUGAUGUAAUAAGGAAGGCAUACCAAGUAACAGAAGAGGGGUUUAUUUCCUUGGUGACCAAACAAUGGCCUGUGAAGCCUCAGAUUGCAGCUGUUGGCUCAUGCUGUCUAGUUGGGGUAAUCUGCGGUGGAUUUGGCUCCUCGGGGAAUUAA